Messenger RNA from Capronia epimyces CBS 606.96, 1233 nucleotides. RefSeq lists its product as uncharacterized. The transcript is spliced from 3 exons. Lineage: Eukaryota; Fungi; Ascomycota; Eurotiomycetes; Chaetothyriales; Herpotrichiellaceae. Gene Ontology annotation, cellular component: cytoplasm; nucleus. The record is from RefSeq and is a predicted model, not a curated record. Bases 1 to 1233 code for a protein of 410 amino acids. Gene Ontology annotation, molecular function: tRNA-specific adenosine-34 deaminase activity.
AUGGCGGCACAGGUUCUCUUCCUUGAACCAUUGAAGACCCUCCACGAGACUAGGUCCGACGAAGAAUUCGUGCGGGCCUUUGUCGUCGAGAUCCCUGCCAAACUCACAAGCAAGGCUUUGAGCAUCAUCAAGCCCAUCAUUCCAUCCGGCGGCAAGCAUCCUUCUUUCAGCCAUCUCCGACGCCUUUGCACGUUGUCGCACCUACCUCUGGACCUGACAUGGCGUCGGGACUACGACUCUAGAGGCCUUCAAACCGUCUUCCUUUUGUUGCCAAACACCGUGGUUGCAUGGGAAGACAUACAGGCUACGCUCAUGCCACACAUCGACGUCGAAGGCCUUCCCCGCUGCUUCGAUGCUGUUGUACCCCGGUUCGCUCCACUGAGCGCCGAACAAGCCGCCCUCUGGACCGAACGUUACUGGCCAUCGAUUUUCAAUCCUUCUUCUCAGGUCGUUCAAGAUGCUCCGCCUCUCCACCAGCUUCGCCGUGUGCGUACCGCCCUGGAAGUCCCAAUUGCAGACAAGUAUAUGCAGUUGGCUUUCCUAGCUGCGGCUGAAUCCCAGCAUGCUGGCCAUGGACGAUCUGUGGGGGCUGUGGUUGUUGAUCCAGACACAGGGACUGUUAUAGCGGUUGCAGGGGACGCCCGUUGGUGGUCAGAAGAUCCAAAAAUCCACAAAUCCCUGAUGGCAAAUCACGGCGAGGGACGCCCGGAAUACCAUGCUGUUAUGCGUGUCAUUGCCAUGGUUGCAAAUAAGGAACUCCGCCGACGUAUCAAAGCUGGAUCCCACAAUAAAUUCCUGGCCACCUGCUCCGAGACCCCCUCUGGUCAGGCCCUGACUUCUAUUGAAGCCCACUAUGAAGAUGAUGACAAGGCUCUUCGUGAUCUCACGGCCGGGUUUGGCAACAUCAUGCUCUCCGACAACGAUGCCCUGCCCGAAAAGCAAACAGGAUCUCGCACUGAAGGCUACCUCUGCAGCGGCCUCGACCUUUAUCUCACGCAUGAGCCCUGUGUCUGCUGCGCUAUGGCUAUGAUCCACUCCAGAUUCAGGGCCUGUGUAUUUGCUCAGAAAAUGCCUCGAAGUGGUGGACUCUCUGCCGAAGCUGGGGACAAGACACUGGGGUAUGGUCUUUUCUGGCGCCGGGAACUCAACUGGAGAGUCAUGACCUUCCAACACACCCGAGUCGCGGGCUUGGGACACGGAGAGCAAAUCGACACGGGAAUAUUCCAUGCUUAG